Messenger RNA from Acanthoscelides obtectus, 367 nucleotides. Lineage: Eukaryota; Metazoa; Arthropoda; Insecta; Coleoptera; Chrysomelidae. The record is from the annotation of a GenBank genome assembly.
CAUAAGUGAGUCAAUAUUGAAAUCCGUGGCACGUUUUGUGUUUACUACUCAAAAAAUUUCCAGUGAUCUUACGAUUUCCGGCGGUCUGUUUGUCGGUCUAACUGCCAUAGCUUUUCGCUCCUAAUCUCAGCUGCUGCUAAACCAAUUUUAAAGAAGCUUGAGGAGGGAUGUGAUAUCAUUGAGUUCCAUCCCACAUGUACGGUACCUACAGGCAGCUCAGGACUGGCUACAGGAGUUUUUCGUCUCCUGAGUUAGAGUUAUAUACUCGCCCGGAAUCCCCAGAACAGCUACCGCCAACAUCUGGUAAGUCGAUGGGACUCCGUUUCCAACUCGAACAUUGCAAUUGACAUUAAACAGUGUUCCUAUA